AUUUUUUGGGUUAUAAAAGAUAGUUGGGGCCAAAACAUCAAAGUAGUCACCACUGACCCCUCUCUCUCUCUCUCUGAGAUUCUGGCGCUCACCAUCUUCACUAUUCUACACAAUACACAUUCACUGAACUUGCCAACUGCCAAGCCAUAUCUAUGGCUUCUUCAGAGGAAAACAGUUUGGGGCAAAGGGUAUCAGAAAAGGUAAUUUCUUUAUACAAUUCUCUUCCAAAGAAAGGCAAACCUCAAGGCCGUGAAGUAACUGUUUUGGCUGCUUUUCUUCUCUCUUCUCCUUCCAAUGAAUUGAAGGUUGUUGCACUUGGAACUGGAACAAAAUGUAUUGGACGUUCUCUUUUGCGUCCUUAUGGUGAUAUUGUUCAUGAUUCUCAUGCUGAAGUUAUUGCCAGAAGAGCUUUGAUCAGGUUCUUCUAUACACAGAUUCAAUAUCUUUCUGAAACUAGUAGCAAUUCUGGACCUAGCAAUGGAUGCAAACGGUUCAAAGUUGAUGAUGACAACUUAGCAUUUGAGUUGGACCAAGGAUGUCUUGACAAACGGAAAUAUACCUUGAGAAGUGGUUGGAAAUUACAUAUGUACAUAUCACAGUUACCAUGUGGAGAUGCUUCAUUGAGCUCACUUGUCACUCCUUCGGAAAGUGCGCCUUUAGGAGAAAAUGGUUCGCGUUCAUCAUUAAGUGGAGAUGCUUCAUUGAGCUCGCUUGUCACUCCUUCGGAAAGUGAGCCUUUAGGAGAAAAUGGUUCACAUUCAUCAUUAAUUAAUAGUUCAAAACAAAUAGGGAUGGUCCAGAGGAAGCCAGGUCGGGGUGAUACAACCCUUUCAGUUAGUUGUUCUGACAAGAUAGCUCGUUGGAACGUUGUCGGUGUUCAAGGAGCUUUGCUUUCGUACUUUCUCCAACCUGUAUAUCUUUCAUCAAUUACUGUUGGUCUGCCGCAUAUCAGUCCUGAAAAUUUUAAUUUGGAGGAUAACUUGAAAAGUGCAUUGUAUGAUCGUAUUCGACACUUGGAGAACGAGCUAACAUCUCCAUUUCUAGUGAACCAGCCAUUAUUUUUCGCUGCCCUGGCACCACCAAAGGAUUUUCAGCAAUCUGAGAGUUCUGCCAACACUUUGACAUGCGGGUAUUCUAUAUGUUGGAAUGAAUGUGGCUUACAUGAAGUCACCCUUGGAACAACCGGAAGAAAGCAAGGAACAUCUGCAAAAGGGGCACUUUACCCAUCAACGGAGUCAUCUUUAUGCAAAAAGAGACUGUUGGAGGUUUUCUUGUCAUUGAGAAAAGAGUGCUUGGCAAGGUCCUUGGACAACGAAGUUACUUACCGAGAACUUAAGGAUGGAGCUGAAGAAUAUCAUUUAGCUUCUAAACUUUUUAAAGGGAAGCCACCUUUUAGCAACUGGUUCGUGAAACCAUUGGACUGCGAGAAAUUCCCCAUUUCAAAAUAAUAAUACAUUUAAGCUUUGUUUGAGAGUGUGGUUUGUGAGGGAAGGGAGUAGGGGGAGGGUUUAUCAGACUGAUAAUCUCUCCUCUUGUUUGUCAGUUUUUAAAAAAGAGGAAAAAGAGUUCGGAGAUUUUUUUUUAAACCCUCCAAAACGCUCUUGGGCUUUUGCUUUUCCGGUUUCCCCAAAUUUGAGAAUAUAUCAUCUCUUUUAAACAAGGCGAGGGAUUCUCGUCUCUUACUGUCCCCUUUCCUCUCCUCUUAACUCCCAAACAUAGCCUAACUUACCUAUCUAAAGUGGAGAGCUUAUAGUUGGUAAUGCCAAUUGAGUUGCAUGCAAGAAUCCAACUUUUGUAAUAUGAGAAUGUAGCUCAUUUAGUGUCGGUUCUACUCAAGAUAAUUAAAACUGGGUUGGACCGUCCGGUUCAACUGGCCUGUUCAAGAACUGGGUUGAACCGUCUGGUGCAAAUAAACUAGUAGUAAUCCACUUUUAUGACAUUCCUUAUACGCAAUUCGGGACUCAAUCUUUUUUAUGUAAAAGCGCCAGCCUAUGUGGAACUUGGUCUUGUAGACUUGUAGUCAUGCCUCAUUCUUAAAACAUUUCUUCAAUUUCUCAACAUCUUUGUUCGUAGCUUCGACACAUGGUAGUUGAAUAAAGUUGCGCAACGCAACAUAUCCUUGUUCGUUUUGUGUGUGAUUUGUGUUACGGCACCGGCACAUACCAUAUGCUUUAUUUUUAUCUGUGGGAAUCUGUUUGAGUCUUAUCCUUAGAAAAAUACACAGGGACGCAAGAAAAAUAAGAUGGAUUUGUAACCAAACACACUUUUAAUGUUUGCUAAGGCUUUGAUUUUGAAUUUACCAUGGUUGAAAUGAACAUCAAGGGGACUUUAUGUGGGAUCCUAUAGAAGACAAUAUUGUUCCAGACUGUUGUAAUUGCUAUGCAAUAGUGGGAGUAUCAGGUUUUGAACACCGGUCUCUGCAUUUUACAUGUAAUGUUCUUACUAAUCGAGUUAUGUUCACGGGGACAUAUUUAACUACUUAUUAUGAAGUAAGCAUUUAUAAUUUAACAAUUUGCUAUCAA
Trifolium pratense (red clover) is the source of this 2522-nucleotide messenger RNA. RefSeq names its product tRNA-specific adenosine deaminase TAD1-like. The record is from RefSeq and is a predicted model, not a curated record. Gene Ontology annotation, molecular function: double-stranded RNA adenosine deaminase activity; tRNA-specific adenosine deaminase activity; double-stranded RNA binding. Gene Ontology annotation, biological process: adenosine to inosine editing; RNA processing. The coding region runs from base 153 to 1448 and encodes 431 amino acids. The transcript has 11 exons. Lineage: Eukaryota; Viridiplantae; Streptophyta; Magnoliopsida; Fabales; Fabaceae. Gene Ontology annotation, cellular component: nucleolus; cytoplasm.